Fusarium keratoplasticum is the source of this 909-nucleotide messenger RNA. RefSeq lists its product as uncharacterized. The transcript is spliced from 2 exons. The record is from RefSeq and is a predicted model, not a curated record. NCBI's taxonomy places the organism in Eukaryota, Fungi, Ascomycota, Sordariomycetes, Hypocreales, Nectriaceae. Gene Ontology annotation, molecular function: phosphatase activity. Gene Ontology annotation, cellular component: cytoplasm. Bases 1 to 909 code for a protein of 302 amino acids.
AUGACCACCUGGACUUUCAAGGCCGAGCCCGGCAUCUUUGUUGAGAUUGCGGAUAUCGCCCACCAGUAUCCUCAAGGCAAGGUCACGACUCAGCCCAGCCUGGGCCUCAUCCCGGGUCAGAAAUAUCCCUCCGAUGAUCCAAGCGCAUCAGAUCAGCGGGACUGGGCUCGGCUGGCAGCCUACGUGAGAUGGCUCAAUGAGACAUGCCCCGAGAAUGUCUGCUACAAGCUGCUCUACCUGACGCGCCAUGGAACUGGAGUACACAACAAGGUCCAUGCUGAGGUGGGAAGUGAGGCCUGGAAUAGCAAGGUAUCAUUUCAGGAUGGAAACGACAAAGAGACUUGGUUUGACGCCUUUCUUACCGACGUAGGCAUUCAACAAGCAGCUGAACUCAACACCUUCUGGACCAAUCUCAUAGACAUGGACGGCGCACCUCUCCCCGAGAUUCUCUACACUAGUCCUCUUGCUCGCUGCUUACAAACAACAUCUCUUGUCUUUUCCUCACUCAUGUUGUCUCACUCCGCCGAGUUCCAGCCCGUGGUGAAAGAACUGCUCCGAGAGCGCAUCACCAUGCACACAUGCGACUUCCGAAGAUCGCGCACCUGGAUAUCGGAGAGCUAUCCCAACUACAAGAUCGAAGAAGGCCUCACCGAGGAUGACGGUUUUAGAAAGCGAAGUGGGCCAGAGACGAGGGAGGAGCAUGUCGAGAGGAAACAGCGGGCGUUGGAGGAGAUCUUUGAAGAAGCCAAGGAUAACCAGUUCCUGUCCUUGACGGUUCAUUCGUAUGCUAUCAGGGCGAUUCAGGCGGCUGUUGGAGCAGGUGUAUGCCGGACGAGAGAAGGGACGAGCCUUGCUUUGUUGGUUAGAGGGGAGAGACGAGGGCAGGUCAACGGGACAGCCGAGGGAUAA